This is a messenger RNA of Folsomia candida, 519 nucleotides long. RefSeq lists its product as uncharacterized. Bases 32 to 448 code for a protein of 138 amino acids. The transcript is spliced from 3 exons. Gene Ontology annotation, molecular function: taste receptor activity. Gene Ontology annotation, biological process: detection of chemical stimulus involved in sensory perception of taste; sensory perception of chemical stimulus. The record is from RefSeq and is a predicted model, not a curated record. Gene Ontology annotation, cellular component: membrane. NCBI's taxonomy places the organism in Eukaryota, Metazoa, Arthropoda, Collembola, Entomobryomorpha, Isotomidae.
UUUCUAACAGAUUUUCGACCGAUAUUUCCAAAUGAAGAAAGACUUUCACAAGUUUAACAAGGCUUUCCGUGUUUUUACUUUGCUCGUAUUAAUGACUGGAUUACCAUUUCACUGUUUAGAAAUUCGCUUGCUUGUACAAGUUGAGGGUAAAUUUUUGUCGAAAACGAUGACUGGAAUUUAUCUCAUUGUUACCGUUGCUUCAUUAUACAUGGCAGCCCAAGGAAAUUAUAAUUUGGACAAAGUACGAAAUUGGCUCGCAGUGAAUAACAACGUAGAAAAAUUAUCCUCAAAAAAGCUGAUGCUGCUUUUGCACGAAUUGUCAUCCAGUGACAAUAUUGGUCUUCAAGGUGGAAAGUUUUUCACAAUUACUUAUCGACUUAUUUUAUCGGUCGCCGGCAUAAUUGUGACUUACUCGGUCAUAAUUCUACAAUGGAAUGAUAAAAAGUAACGCUUAAGAUAAUGUUAGGAUUUUACAUGGAUCCCUUCAGAUUGGUUUUCCUCUGUAAUCUAAACUUUCUC